GGAAGCGACUUUUGCUCUGCUAUCACCACCACCACCAAUAUGCCUCUUGCGCUCGUUCAGUUCACGCCAUUUCCGUCUCUUUCUCAUCCCUCUUUUUGGCACAAGCUCACUCAGCUCAAACUCGAUGUCCUUAAGCUGUCUGACGCCCAGGUUGACAUCACUGGCUCCUAUGGCGUAGGCCGCCUUAUCAGGGAUAGAGAGGCUGGCGCGUGGAUCAGCGUCAAUGCAAAUCUCGCAGUCGAGGAAGAGAGUUUCACCGAUACCAAGAUACCUACACGCUCCGUAGCUGCCAGAGGAACCCUCAAGAACUAUAAUACGAUCGAAGAGUUCAAGGCCGCAGACAAGACGAUGCUCUUCAAUGAAUGUGCAGACAAGAUUUGGGAAUCUAUAGUGACAAACAAGGAUACCUCCCUGCUCAACUCGUUUCUCAUCAUAACGUAUGCCGACCUUAAGAAGUACAAGUAUUACUACUGGUUCGCUUUCCCUGCUUUUGUCGCGUCUCCCUCAUGGCACAUCACCGAACGUGGUUGGGUUCCGGCCAUCCAGGCUGGCUUCAGUGAAGCGCAGAUGUCAUCGAUUUACGAGCAACUCUUAGGAAACCAACCCUUGCAAGCAUUCUUCGUUGUUCUCACCCCCUCCGACGCUUCUACAGAAGUGACGGUCUCUGCGAUCGACGCGUAUGUACCGGGUGCUACUGUUGGUUUUAUCGAUCCAUCUGCCCAGCUUCAGAAUCCAGGAUGGCCUUUGAGGAAUUUGUUGGCAUACCUCAGAUAUUCGUAUCCGGAUUCUAUGUCAUCUUUGGACGUUCUUUCGUGGCGAGACACCGAAAUUCCUCGGGAAGGUUGGAAGAGUCGCGUCGGGAGUCUGGUGGUUGGCGACGGCAGUUUAAGCAAGGCAGCGGUAGUGCCUAAUGCUAGGCCGAAUGCUGUGGGCUGGGAAAAGAACGUCCAAGGAAAGUUGGGUCCCCGUGUAGCGGAUCUCGCGCCCAUGAUGGACCCUACGAGGCUAGCAAAUCAGGCCGUAGACCUCAAUCUCAAGUUAAUGCGCUGGCGUAUUGUCCCAUCUUUAGACCUAGACAAGAUCGCAGCAACAAGGUGCCUCUUGCUCGGUGCUGGGACACUAGGAUGUUACGUUGCAAGGUGUUUGAUGGGAUGGGGUGUUCGUACAAUUACCCUUGUUGAUUCAGCGCGAGUGUCGUUUUCGAAUCCUGUCAGACAACCGUUGUUUCAAUUCAGUGACUGUUUGAAUGGAGGAAGACCUAAGGCAGAGUGUGCCGCUGAAAGACUACGGGAAGUUUGGCCUGGUCUAAAUGCUUCUGGCUAUACUCUUUCCAUUCCAAUGCCUGGGCAUCCUAUACCAGUAUCUCCAUCCCUAUGUGAGCAAGUACAACAAGAUGUGGAGAAGUUAGAAAAGUUGAUUGAAGAACAUGAUGUUGUUUAUCUGCUCAUGGAUUCAAGAGAGAGUCGAUGGUUACCUACAGUCAUUGCACGAUCGAAGGACAAGCUAGUUAUGAAUGCUGCCUUGGGAUUUGAUACUUUUCUGGUCAUGAGACAUGGAGCAAGACACACUCUGGAUGAUAACUCUAGAUUGGGUUGCUAUUAUUGUAAUGAUAUUGUUGCACCUGCUGAUUCUUUGACUGAUCGCACAUUAGAUCAGAUGUGUACAGUAACACGUCCAGGACUUGCUUCAAUAGCUGCUUCCACUGCUGUUGAAUUAAUGGUGAGUGUUUUACAACAUCCAAGAAGUAUACAUGCUUCUGCUUCAUCUUCAUCAUCAUCAAAUUAUGCAGAUAUUAUAGAUGUUGAGAAAACAAGUGUUCUUGGCUUAGUGCCACAUCAACUUCGUGGCUAUCUUGCUCAAUUUCGUAACUUGCAUAUUGUGGGUGCUGCAUAUGAUAAAUGUACUGGAUGCAGUGAAAUUGUCAUAAAUGCAUAUGAAACUGAAGGGUUUUCAAUGCUUCUAAAUGCUUUCAAUGAUUCAAAGUAUUUAGAAAGAUUGACAGGAUUAGAUAAUCUAUUUGCUGAAGGUGAAAAGGCAUUACGGGAUGUGGAGUGGAUAGAAGAAGAGGAGGAUAAUGAUUUUUGAUUUAAUAUAUAAAUGCAUAUCACAAUUAUCUAUGUUACUAUUGAGUCAAAGUCUUAAGAAGAUUGUGG
This is a messenger RNA of Guyanagaster necrorhizus, 2153 nucleotides long. RefSeq names its product E1-like protein-activating. The record is from RefSeq and is a predicted model, not a curated record. Gene Ontology annotation, cellular component: cytoplasm; phagophore assembly site. Gene Ontology annotation, biological process: cellular response to nitrogen starvation; C-terminal protein lipidation; piecemeal microautophagy of the nucleus. Gene Ontology annotation, molecular function: Atg8 activating enzyme activity; Atg12 activating enzyme activity. The transcript has 10 exons. NCBI's taxonomy places the organism in Eukaryota, Fungi, Basidiomycota, Agaricomycetes, Agaricales, Physalacriaceae. The coding region runs from base 40 to 2085 and encodes 681 amino acids.